Paralichthys olivaceus (Japanese flounder) is the source of this 7038-nucleotide messenger RNA. RefSeq names its product ALMS1 centrosome and basal body associated protein (gene alms1). The record is from RefSeq and is a predicted model, not a curated record. NCBI's taxonomy places the organism in Eukaryota, Metazoa, Chordata, Actinopteri, Pleuronectiformes, Paralichthyidae. Gene Ontology annotation, molecular function: microtubule binding.
AAUUUCAAAUCCGUCCUCGCGCGAGCUCAGCCCCCUAGCGACGCUCCAUGGUUACGAGCAGCAGGAAGCGCGCUCACGGUGGCGGGCUGGGAACAACAACAACAACAUGAACAUGAACGCGGAGCCUCCGCAGAGAGUGGAGGCAUCUCUUCAGCUGCCAGCCGAUAAAGAUGUGAGUCAGUCUGUCGGACAGUCCUCCAUCAAUCCUGGAGCCAGACAGGACCAGAGGCAGCCCAGGCUGGAAGCAGAUGAUCGGGAGCCUCUACAGGCCAGUGGACACGCUUUGGAGCUGGAAUUUCAAGACAGUAACUUGUCUCCAGCUCUUUCCCUCUUGCCUGUAAACUCUCGAGUGGACCACAACUUCACUGAAUAUUCUUUAUUCCAACAAAGUGAAAAUGAAUUUGCUCCUUUAAGGGCGUACCCUGACAUGUCCAUGGCAUCAGAGAGAUUUCACUUUCCGCCCCAGGAUCGCACCACUCAGGCCUCCGAGCGUGGCUCACUGUCCCAGCACCCUUUGGCCCAUGCAACCAUCCUUUCUGAAGAAGGAACAAGCAGCCUCUGCUCACUGUCCCAGCACAGUUUGCCACCAGGGGACGACGACCGAGAGGCAUCUAGAGGUGAUGGUGGUCGCAGAGAGAAGCACUCUCAGACACUCACCGACCUUAAAAACAAGCUCGCAGGAGAGGCUGUAGAAGAUGACACCUUCUUUCUGAGAAAGGACAUCCCUGCCCAGCAUCUUCUGGACAUCCUUCAGAAAGAGGUAGGCAUGCCGAGCAGCAGCAGUAGUGCGGUGUCCUCUGCCUCUGAGAUGUCUGUGAAGAGCAUUGCAUCUUAUGCCCAAGAGUCUAAAAGCUCUAAAAUUGAAUCAGGAACUCACCAAAGCUUUGCUAGAAGAGAAGGUCCACCUGGUGAAGCUUCUCUGCCCCAACAGCAGACGCAGCAAUCUGACCCGUCCCAAACACUGUCAUCUGAGGUCUGUAACAUCACCAUGGGUUCCCGCAGCACUCUACCUGAUGACAGCAGCGAAGUGUUGUACAGGGAGCUGCUGUCUGAGGCUGAGAGGCACCGCAGCAGAGAAGCUGGAUCAGUAAACCAACAGCAGAAAAGUGCUUCACCACCUAGUCAGUUUCUAACUGAGACAUCCAAUAGCAAACCAAGUGUGACCCGAAAAAUUCUGAAUGACCCGCCAUGGACCGGGCCGUCUUCAUCAGGUGUGGAAAGAUUGCACAGGGAGCAAGACCUCUGGUCCUCAGGGAACCAAACAGGGAUCGAUGGGUCCUACCUGGGUUUCCUUCCACAGUCUCAGUCCACUCCAGGGGUUUUCAAGGCCCCACCCAAAUCCAGUGUCAAGGCUACAUUGGGAAAACUGUCAGCCAUAGAAUCUGAUAAAGACAGCUCGAAUCAAUCAAGGACAGGGAUCUCUCCACAGCCGGCUGUUCCUGAGCCUGACGUCCAUGGUCCAGACUCAGCAGAUCAGUGCCACGAGGAACAUACCUCCGCAAAAGUCCAGUCUCUUCCAAGUCUUAACUACAUGCAGAAAGUAGACGCUUGGAGGGAGAAUCAGAGCUCUGGCAAAACGUCACUGUUUGACAGUCUGGCACUGCAAGGAUUUUCUGGUGUCUCGCCUAAAAAGAAAGCUUACGACGUAGUAUCUGACUCCUUGAAUCGCAUCCUCAGUCAGCAGGUGAGGAGUGUACAGCAGCCUCUUGUUUCCAGUGCUCACAACGAGAAUGUCCCGCAGAAAUCCUCUGCAGCUCCUUCUGGCUCCUCCUCUCCGAGAAGAGGGGAAGCAGUGGGCAGUGCGCCCAGUGACAAAGAUAACACUGGGUCUGCAGCAAGACCCUCCAGCUCACCCUCCGGCAGGUCGCAGUCCCACUCCUCUCUUAGCACAGUCGUCAUGUCGGCCCAGAAAGAAAAUGAGAAGAACGACGAGGUUCAUCGUCGUCAGCCGAGUGCCUCUGCUCAGCCCUCACCUCUCGUGAACCUUGGUCAGUUCAGCGACGUAUCAGUUGAUGUGACACUUUCAAGUUCCCAAGAUAGUUACAACAAUGGAGUUAAAUUAGGAACUUCUCUAGGAGCUUCUUCUGUCACCAGCCUGGAGGUGGAUAAUUAUGCCCCGUACUGGACUUCUAAACUGUCGACAACACCCCCUCUGCCCGAACCUCGAGAGCUCAACAUUGAAGAACGAAUUCCGUUGUACCUCCACAACCUGGGUAUCGACCAGUCUCCCGCAACAAUAUUAACUCCUUUUGCACCCAGAGGGCCAAUCAGAGAACCUGAAUUCUCCCCCACUGAUCUCUGUACAAUUAAAGGAUCGAUUGGAACCCCGACCAGGAGCACCCAACCCUCUGAAGGUGGCAGUCCACAUAAAGGAGAGUUUUCCAGGUGUAGUAUUCUGUCAGUGGACUCUAGUGUUUCCAUACCGUUUAGUCUGGACAGUCUUGGUCCGGCCAUGUCGAUCCCAGAGCCGACCAAGCGAGCAUCUCCUCCAACUGAUGCUGAAGCUGCCCAGACUGAAUGCAGACUGACACCUGCCUCAAAGCGGGAAGACGACUCCCUCUCUUCCACAUUGGAACUCAGCCAGCAGCAACAGAAGGACGGCACUUUAACCAGCAGCCAGAAUACUUUCCUGCCAGGAGAGAGGUUUGACUCUGACCUCUCAUCUAUUACCCAGGCGAGGAGCGGGGAAAGAGAUUUGGAGUCUCCUUUACAGACAAGUCGUAGUUUGGGGAAAAGUGCAGAGGAUUCUUUUGUGAGCUCUAAGGCCUUGUUGGAGAUCCAUAAUCUACUCUCUCAGGCGGAUAAAGUGUCGUCUGCUGGGUCUUCUGGAGCUUCCUCAGCCUCCCCUGCAGCUCGUCUGCUGUCUGAUGACGACAUACUCCUCUCCUUGAGGAGGAAAACCAGUAAAGUCCAGGAGGCCUUCUCUGGAACUGAAGACCCCAGAACUCCUUCCUCCUCGCUGUGGGCCAGGUCGUCAUCUGAUUCCAUGCUUACCUCAGAAAAACCAAGGCAAAGCUCUUUAGGUCGAGAAAGCAUGACCUCAUCAUGGCAGUCUGAUAAUCCUUCCACACAAUCUCUAACUACUGCACGUGCUGCAGGUUCAACCCUUGUUCUCUCCAAAUCCGCCCGACGGGCGGAGCCUGAAGGCUGCAGUGCUGCACCUCCUGACAACAAAGUCCCAACACAACCACCAGCCAUCAAGUCUCCACCAGCUGUGAACACACAGCAGCUCAUCUCUACAUCUGCAGAGACGGCAGCUGUACUAGAGGUGGAAGAAAGGCCUGCGCCUGGAGGUCCUGCACAGAGUCGCUCCUCGUCGCCCGCUCCCGAGGACACAGAUCAGGGAGCGUUGAGCGACGAGAGCAGCGAGAGCUCGCUGGCAGUCAGAGUGGCCAAGUUGCUCCAGAGUGAGUCUCCAGCCACCAUGAUGUCCAGUACACCCAGCAUCACUGAUCAAGAGGAGAGCAGGGCCAGAGAGUGGAUCAAACUGAAGAUAUCAGGUCAGCAGUGUGAACCUCUGGAGCUGGAUGUAGAAGAUAGAAGAAGGAUUGAAGAGAUCAAAAAAGAGCUGCUGUUAAAAUACCCCAUGAAGAGCCAGUUGAGUACAGAUACAGAGAGCAGCGCAGGAUCCAGUGUCAGAGUCCAGAGGGGACAGGAUCCACCUCAGUCUGCAGGGAUGUUCACCACCCCCGAAGAUGCAACCAACCUGAUGUCUCAGCCUCUGCAAGGCCUCAGAACCAACCUGUCUGACUCCAGCGUGCAAAACCCUCAUCGCCCAGAAACUCUAGAAGCUCAAGUACAGAAGAUUGCUGCUCGAGAAGGAGUUACCCUCCCCAGAACAAACCCUCGGGCCCUCACAUCCAUCUCUAUCGCCACCUGCAGGCGCUCCACUUCCCCUUCUCCCUCCACGUCGCCUGCACCUCCCAUCAGCCCAGCCUCAGAGCCACUCCACCCGAGCGAGCUCUCUACAGCAGACGAACACCUUAAAGUGAACAGGCCACCCCCUCAAAAUGAAGAAAAGACAACCAGAGAGCCGACAUCAGGGUUUGAACCAAGCAGUCGUCUCUACACCUGGAAGCAAAGCCGAAACUCUCAGUUAAUGUCAGGAAAUCAGAAGAGGCAGGAUGCUGUGGGAGGCCAGUUUGAAAAACCUCCCUCACCCUUGCAGGUUUUAAAUAGAGAAGAUGUGAAUAUCACUGAUGAUAACACACAAACUUUUCAUCGAGAUGAUUUAUUCACCCGGGACAUCUCUGCGUCUGGUGUCCAUGGAGCUGAAAGAACCACAGAGUCUUCCACCUCUGAAUCUCCUGCCGCUGCAGCUCACGUCUCCCGUGUCCAUCUCACUCUGUCCACGAAAGCAGCUGAUCGCAGCUUGGCCUCCACUGAGCGCUCCAGUCCAGCGGAUGCUGCUACAGUGUUGCCACGUAGAGAAUUUGUUCUCCUCAGACACUCUCCAUCCACAGCCAGCAGCCCGGACGAAGGUGUCGGUCUGUCCAGUCCACCAGAGUGGUACGAGACCAGAGGGCCGAGAGAACAGCGGGGGCUUGAACGAGCUGACACCUCCACCCUGUUUAAAUCUGUGGUUCCUCAUCAAAGAGUCACCUCCGCACCCAAACAAGCCUUCACACCACGUCACAGACCGGACGUUUCCAGAAGAGCCUUAACCAAUGAAUCACCAGCGGUGCCUGUUCUGCUGCCUUAUAAACCCCGCGGCAGUGAGGAGCUCUUCUACGUCCCUCAGUUAGAAGCUGACGUCUCCUCUACAGGCCCCUCUGACACCUCCAUGGAGAGCUCACACACAGGCUCAGACGACGCUGUGCCCCCACGCUUCAGCAGCGAGGUCCUCGGGCGCCAGGACCCGGGGUUGGACCGCGGCGUCACUACCAGACACACGGAGGGCAUCUACAGCAAGAGGCUGAAAACGGCUUCCUUCAAAAUGCAAGAGCCCGGACACAGAGAUUCCUCUGUGACAGCGGAUAAAAGCUCACAAACGAGUGCAAACAGAAGUCCACGUCCGUCCUCUCAUGUGUCGGCUGCCUUUACCAGAGUGCAUUUGCCAAACAACCAGGAAGCCUCAACGAGAGACCAGGGAACCAGCCCGAUGCUGUUUACUCAUUACGAUCGACCAGAGACGAGCAGAGAGACAGUUCAGCCAGUUCACGUGGAAACGAAGCGUAGGACACGUCAUCACCUGGACCAAAGCUCUGUCCCUCAAACAGUAGGACACCAGCAGACGAGGGACCCCGACGCCUCCCAACAGAGCAACAUCAGUCUGGAUGAGCUGUGGCAGAGGUUCUGUGAUCGCUGGACCAUCGAGCAGUCUCGCCCGACCAGUGACCGGGAGGCGUCGCUGCUGCAGAGACUGGAGCGUCUGUCCCGUCUCAUUCACAGCACGAGGGGGACUCGUUUGUCGGAAUUACAGGAGGAAGAUCAGGAUCCUUGCACCUCAAAUCAGAAGCUAGGAAGGAGGAGAGAAGACGCUACGAGGGGAGACAGAAGGCCCAAUGUCAGAGAGGAUGAUGGGAGUUUACUUGAAGAGACAAAACCUCCCGUCCCUCAUCAGGCACAGCGAACGUCUCAGCCUGCAGCAGAGAACAGUCACUCCUCCUUCGCCUCCAGUCUGUCCCACAACUCCUCCCAGUCUCUGCACCUCAGUCCCGCAGACGCGUCAGACACCUUGUCCACCGCGUCGGGCUCCAUGUCCAGCGUGGACACGGCCCGGCUCGUCCGAGUCUUCGGCUCCCACAGAGUCAAGCAGCUGAAGAGCGGCUCCAGCCUCUUUAAGCUUUACAACACCAUCAACAAGCAGAAAGAAGGGAGGGAGCAGAGGAGAGGGAGACACGGAGACGUCCCGCACCUCCUCACGCCGUUAGAGACGACCGGCGCCGACGAAUCCUCGGUUCCUGCUGAUUCUGUGUCGUCCACCAGCACCUACACCCCCCCAUCACACCGCGGACCCUCCAAGAAGACAGUUAAACUGGUCAGCAAAGGAAUCCAGACAGCUGGUGACCUGGAGAUCGUCCGAAACGCGACUCGGCGCCACACCAGAGACGUUGGAACCACGUUCCCCUCGCCUCAUGAAACCUCAGCGUCGGGACGGAUUUCCUCUUCCUCACCCAGUGUACAGAGAGGAAGAGGAGGGCAGAAGAAACCCGCUAAGAUUCAGUCCUCACAAAAACAGAGGAAGAGCAAGCGGAGCCCCUCAAAGCUUUAUCCUGCAGGUGUCUCUUGGUUCAUCUCUGCUGACGACCUGCGCUCCGAGGCGAAGAAGGAGAACCAGCAGCAGGCGGAGGAGCCGACACUGAGGCCGAGCACCGCCUGGUUUGAACCGCACAGCAGAACACAAGCGUGGAGAGAACCGCUCAGACAGAGACAAGUCCACGAAGACAGAACCAGACGUCAGACAGAACCUGAUCCCAAAACCAAAACAAUAUCGUCCGGUCUGACGCACGUUUCUCUGCAGGAGGCGCUGGAGAUGUCGCGUCCGGGGUUCAUCUCUCGGUCCACGCAGAGGGUGAAGUGUCUGGCUCUGCAGGCGGAGGAGAGGAAGCUUCAGGCCGUCUUCAUCGGAGAGAGAGACGAGCUCUUCAACCAGCCCAGAGGACAGGGGAGGCUGCCGAGGCCCGCAGGCACUGCUCUGCUGAGGAGGGCUGUCCCCAGGAAGGAAAUGAUCCAGAGGUCCAAACAGAUCUAUGAGAAUCUGCCUGAGGUGCAGAGGAGGAGGGAGGAGGAGCGAAGGAGAGCAGAGUACAGAUCUUACCGACUGAACGCACAACUCUACAACAAGAGAAUCACCAACCGUGUCCUCGGCAGACGAACAGCGUGGCAGUGAUUGUGACUGUCAAUGAAACAGAAACUUUUUUCAAUCUUUGUAAGAACAAAACUACCUAAAUCCACUUUUAUUUAAGAACCACAUUUUUAUAGUUGGUGUUUUUAAGAUUAUGUUGAAAAGUAGAAUUCUACUCAAGAACAUAAGAUGUGAUGUAGUUGGUAAGACUGACUGUGUGUGUUUUAUUGUGAAAAUAAACCAGGUUUCUU